GCAGAGGCAAGCGGAGGAAGUGUCAUACCGCGUCAUCAUUCGGCGUCAAGAGGAAAAGAACGUCGCACUCUGGUACCUUUCUACAUACAAUAUUUACACAGAAAUUAAGGUCUCUUGUCCUUUGACUGACUGGCUGUUUGAGUGAAGGUCAUGUCAUCUCCAGGUGGACAGGGUGGAGGGGCGUUGUCCACACGAGGUGGAGCAGGAGCCCGGAGGAUGAAAUGGGCUCUAGAGCUCAGCCUUGGCAACACACGUCGUGACAGGCAGGGAGGCCAGGGGGAUGCCAUGUACCCCAUUGGGUACUCUGACAAGCCUGUGCCUGACACCAGUGUCCAGGAGACAGACCGCAACUUAGUGGAGAAGAGGUGCUGGGACGUGGCCCUGGGCCCUCUGAAGCAGAUCCCCAUGAACCUGUUCAUCAUGUACAUGUCUGGGAACACCAUCUCCAUCUUCCCCAUCAUGAUGGUGUGCAUGAUGGCCUGGAGGCCUAUCCAGGCUCUGAUGGCCAUUUCUACCACCUUUAAGCUGCUGGAGAGCUCUAGUCAGCAGUGGCUGCAGGGUUUGACGUAUCUCGUUGGAAACCUCCUGGGCGCUGCAUUGGCCAUCUAUAAGUGUCAAUCUAUGGGGCUCUUGCCGACACACUCGUCUGAUUGGCUGGCUUUCAUAGAACCGCCCCAGCGGAUGGAGAUUAUGGGUGGAGGAAUGGUGUUGUGAAGACAGAUGGAGAUUGUGCACACAUCCUCGUGCUAAACAUCCUUUACACACACAAACACACACACACACACUCUUUCCAACAGCAGAUCCUGAGCCUAUUGUAACGAUUCUACUAAUUAUCUUGUUUUCUGCAUCUUAGCUGCAUUAAUUUAUAUUUUUCAUCUAUGUCUGCUUUCUACCCUGUUUUUUUGUCUGUGAAUAAUUCUCUGACUUCACAUGUAAUAAAGGCAACUACUUGAGCUGUUUUCAGAAA
Messenger RNA from Clupea harengus (Atlantic herring), 967 nucleotides. RefSeq names its product ER membrane protein complex subunit 4 (gene emc4). Lineage: Eukaryota; Metazoa; Chordata; Actinopteri; Clupeiformes; Clupeidae. The record is from RefSeq and is a predicted model, not a curated record.